GCCAUAAGAUCUCAGGGCUGUCUCAGCACCAGCAGAGGAAUCACAGCAGCGAGACUUUAAACAGAAGAGUGACGGACUGCUGUUAUCAGAGGCUGAGCGUGAAUUCUAAUCAGGAGCUUGCGUGGGCUCUUGUGGUGACCAGUUUGUUUGAGGGAAGAAAUAUCCUCAUCCCAUUCUCUUCCAUUUCCUGCAUGAUCACGGAGCAACUCAUCUUCAUCUGUAAAGUGGAUGUAGUUGUCUGAUCAAGUCUUGCCUGCGGACUGUACCACAAGCAUAUUUUUAGUCACUAACCUCUCCUUCUGGAUCUAUUCUGUGCCUUGAUAACACUGGUCUCAGAUUGGGAUGAGGUCUCGCAGCAGUAGUGCGGAAUGUGCAACCCACGAGCAUGGAUCAAGCACUCAACCAAACAGCAGCAAUCGUGAGCAAAGGGAAGACGCUUGUAUUGGGAGCAAAAAGAAGAAAAAAGCACAUCGGCAAAGCGAUGGAAAAAAGUUGGUGGCCAUAUCAGGCACUGUGAAGAAGCACUCAAGGUCCAUAGAAGAAAGCGAACGAAGGAAAAAACUAAUGGAACUUUCCAAAGAUGAUCUUCUUCGCCUGCUCAGCAUCAUGGAAGGAGAAGUGGAGGCACGAGAGGACAUCAUUCACCUGCUGAAGUCUGAGAAGAUCAAUCCUGAAUCUCUAGAAGCUCACUAUGGUUUUGGUGUUCCUGAGAAGAUCCUACGUACAUUGUACAGGGAUUCCUAUCAAGCUCAAGAUAAGAGUUUGGAGGAAGAUGUGUAUGAAAAACCAAUAGCAGAGCUGGAUGUGCUGGUCGAGAAACACAGAGAGACAUAUCGACGAAUGCUUGAACAGCUACUCCUGGCUGAGAAGUGCCACAGGCGUACAGUAUAUGAGUUAGAUAACGAGAAACACAAACACACCGACUACAUGACCAAGAGUGAUGAUUUCACCAAUCUCCUCGAGCAAGAUCGAGAAAGGUUAAAGAAGCUGCUUGAACAGGAGAAGUCCUACCAGGCUCGGAAAGAGAAAGACAGCACCAAGCAGCUUGGCAAAGUGAGGGAGGAGCUGAUCAAGUUGAAAUCAUUCGCACUGAUGCUGGUGGAUGAACGUCAGCUUCACAUCGAGCAGCUUGGCCAGCAAACCGACAGAGUGCAGGAGCUCGUGCAGAAACUCCAGGAGGAGGAAGAGAAGCUGCGAGGUGUCAACGCUGUGGCGAGGGAAGAGGGGCAGAAGGUCGCCCAGCUUGAAGCCGAGAUUGAACAUAAAUCUGCAAAGUACUCCCAGGAGCAUGAUGAGAUGACAGCUAAACUGGCCGCACAGGAGUCUCAGAAACGUCAGUUGAGGCAAAAGCUGGCUAGUCUGACCCGGCAAGUGGAGGAGUUGGAGGAAACCAACAAAGAUCUCCGGAGAGCAGAGCAGGAACUUCAGGAGCAGAGGGACAAAAUCAGCCGUGGAGAAUGUGGUAACUCUAGUCUGAUGGCUGAGGUGGAAAGUUUGCGGAAGCGGGUGCUAGAAAUGGAGGGGAAAGAUGAAGAGAUAACCAAGGCCGAGAAUCAGGGCAGAGAACUGAAGAAGAGAUUGCAACAUGAGCAAGUCCACAGUAAAGAUUUGAAAUUGGAAGUCGAAAAACUGCAAAAGAGAAUGGUAGAUCUAGAAAAAUUGGAAGGUGCUUUUAACAAGAGCAAAUCCGAAUGUUCGCAACUUCACAUCAGUUUAGAGAAGGAAAAGAACCUGACCAAAGACUUGAUCAAUGAGUUGGAAGUGGUGAAAGCCCGAGUGAGGCAAUUGGAGUCGUCGGAAAGUAAAUUGGAAAAGGGUGAAUUGCAUUAAGAUGAUUUAACAAAGCUGAAAUCCUUCACAGUUAUGUUGGUAGAUGAGCGGAGAAAUAUGGCAGACAAACUAAACCAAGAAGAGCGGAAAGUAAGUGAUUUUAAUGCUAAGUUGAAGCUGGAACAAAGCAAAACGACAGAAAUAACCGAGAAACUGAUAGACGAGAGUAAGAAACUUCUUAAAUUGAAAUCGGAGAUGGAGGAAAAAAUAACCAGUCUUCUCAAUGAAAGAGAUACGCUGAAGAUGAAACUCCAAAGUGAAGAGGAAAAGUCAAGUGAUCUGAACUCCAGAGUUAGAGUGUUGAAGAGGAAACUGGACUGUGUGGAAGAAACGGAAAGCAAUAUUGUGCAAAACAGGGCGAAGAAAGAAGUGGAGAAACUUGUGGAAGAGGGUAAUAAAAUGAAAGAGUUAACGUUGGAAAUCGAGCGGUUGAAGGGACGUUUGAAGCAUUUGGAAGUGGUGGAAGGUGAUCUGAUGAAGACAGAGGAUGAGUACGACCAGCUUGAGCAGAAGUUUAAGACUGAGCAGGACAAGGCCAACCUCCUGUCGCAACAACUGGAGGAGAUCAAAAAACAAAUUACCAAAAACAAAGCCAUUGAAAAAGGAGAAGCCAUGAGCCAAGAAGCCGAGUUCCGCAAUCGAUUGCGCUUUGAAGAAGCCAGAUCUCGAGACCUGGAAGCGGAGGUUCAAGCGCUCAAAGAGAAAAUCCAUGAGCUGAUGAACAAAGAAGACCAGCUUUCCCAAAUGCAGGCGGAUUAUUCACUUCUGCAAAAAAGGUUCAAGCAGGAAGAGAAUAAAACGAGUGAGAUGGGACAGGAGGUUGUGACUUUGGUUAAGGAGCUGGAGCUUUCGAAACGAUAUAGUCGUGCGCUCAGGCCCAGCAUGAAUGGCAGGCGUAUUAUUGAUAUCCCAGUGACCUCAACUGCAGUGCAGACUGAUGGUACGAACAACGACCUUGGAGAGGAGGACAAUCCCGCUGUGUUUAUACGGAAGUCUGUACAGGAAGAAAACCAUCUGAUGAGCAAUCUGAGACAAGGAGGGCUGAAGAAGCCCAUGGAGCGCCCUUCUGUUCUUGAGCGAUACCCACCAGCCGCAAAUGAGCUAAGUAUGAGGAGGUCCUGGAUCCCGUGGAAAAAAAAGGAAAACGGAUCACAAAAUGGUUCCGAGAAAGUUAUGCAAACAAAUGGUACUAGCCCAGGCCGUCAUGGGGAGGUGGUACUUUCACAGAAACAAGGGCAGCCCUUGCACAUCAGGGUGACCCCUGAUCAUGAGAACAGUACAGCUACAUUGGAGAUCACCAGUCCACCGUCAGAGGAUUUCUUUUCCACUACCACAGUAAUUCCUACCUUGGGCCAUCAGAAACCACGCAUCACGAUCAUUCCCACGCCCAGCAUGUCAUCACCCAAGAGGAAAGAAUCUGAAAGGUCCCUCUCACCGGAACGUUCGCCGUCUCCAGUUACAAUCACUACAUUCUCCAGAGCAAAGUCUCAAGGAGAAAGAGGCAAAGGGUCUUCUCUGGACAGGUCGACCUCACCAAUUCAGAUCAUGACCGUAUCAACCUCAGCAGCUCCUGAUGGUUCUGUGUCCCCUGAGCCACAUGAACUAAGCAUGGGGCGGGCGGUCUUCAAAGUCACUCCUGAAAAGCAAACUGUGCCAACGCCGAUGCGCAAGUACAGCCCCAACGCAAACAUAAUAACGACUGAAGAUAACAAAAUUCAUAUCCACUUAGGAAGUCCAUUCAAAAGGCCGGGCACUGGCUAUGCUGAGGGUAGUCCUAUGAUAAUGGUCAGGCCUCUGGCUGUUCCACCCGAAAACAAGGAAUUAACAACGGGAACUGUUCUUCGCUCUCCUCGCAACUGCACUCCUAAAGCCUCGCCAAACAAAAUGACCAGCAGCAUCACUAUAACUCCCACAAGUACUGCAUCCACAAGAACUACACAGUCAAUGGCAGGGCAGGAGGGCUCAGCACAGCGGCCUGCACCCACCCGCAUCCCCAUGUCAAAAGAGAGUAUAAUCAUUCAUCAAAUGCGGAUGACCUGAGCAUGAGAACCCUACGCAACUGGUUGGGAGCAUCCUGUGAUGUACUACACUCUGUCAUUGCCAGCUGGAAGAAGCAUUGCUAGGCCACAGCCACCGUCUCACUUUAGUGUUGUAUGCUGCUGACCACUACCAGAGAGACACUGUAAUUAUAUUUUUGUAGAAAUGUAAGAUUUUAAUAUGGUUUUAGUCUAUCUGCAUAGAAGUGGCCCACCAAUGCUUUUGUGAACGGUGAGAAAUUGGGAUGGAGCGGGACAGGACUGAAGCACUGCGUCCAAGUUGUUGCUGCACAAACAUUGUGCAGGGCAGGUCUAUGACGGUCUCUCUCCUUCCUCCCUCUUUGUGUUUUGCUAGUGUUGCAACAGGAAGAUGUAUUUGGCACAGGAUUCACAUUGCUGUGACUGUUCUCCCUCAACAGUGACCCCUUUAAAGCCUGCAUUUAGUGAAUCAAUACAGUUCACUGUUCUUCUGACCUGUGCUCGUUCAGCAAACAUAAGGAUUUCAGUUUUUUUUAAGUCUGUACUAUAAUUUAACUUGUUUACCUCACUGAUUUGGUGUUUCAAUUUGAACUCUUUGUUACUGCAAAGUCACUUAACAGCUUGGUUUGAGGGCAUGGGUAGGGGCAAUUUCUUCAAACUUUCUGAAUUGUGUUUCUGGAAUACCUUGUAAUGUUUUUUUGAAUUUGAAAUGUUCUGUAUUUUUAAAAAGUUUUGGGGCUAUUUUGUUAAAAAUAUUAAAUCUUUUGAAUGCUGCACUGGGUGGGGGGCGGGGGUGUCAGUCCUCCAGGCUGUGGUCAGAUUCUGCCCUCUGCUGUUGUUCCUGUAAAGGAGCCACAUUGAAUAGCACUCCACAACUGUUCCUUUUGCAAUGCUGCUUUUGAAUGGUUGCAGAAAGUCUUUCCUUCAAGCCAAGGUGCUGCCACAGCCCAAAGGCACGAGAAGCUGCUCACAGAGUUUCAUAUCUGCCACUCCUUUCUUACUCUGGUUUUUAAAGUCUAUUGUACACUGUCGCUGUCUGCAAGUGCAAUUCCAACUUUUAAUAAUUAAAACCUGUAGAUUUAAUUAA
This is a messenger RNA of Callorhinchus milii (elephant shark), 4932 nucleotides long. Its product is annotated as filamin-A-interacting protein 1. NCBI's taxonomy places the organism in Eukaryota, Metazoa, Chordata, Chondrichthyes, Chimaeriformes, Callorhinchidae. The record is from RefSeq and is a predicted model, not a curated record.